Molecule: messenger RNA, 10305 nt
Organism: Ostrea edulis (European flat oyster)
Lineage: Eukaryota; Metazoa; Mollusca; Bivalvia; Ostreida; Ostreidae
Product: mucin-17-like
Exons: 8
Coding region: 278-3562 (1094 amino acids)
Biological process (GO): negative regulation of MAPK cascade; protein dephosphorylation
Cellular component (GO): cytoplasm
Molecular function (GO): protein tyrosine/threonine phosphatase activity; MAP kinase tyrosine/serine/threonine phosphatase activity
Source: RefSeq, a predicted model, not a curated record
CAUGUGACUCACUGGUGAUGUCAAAGGACUAUAUUUGUUCAGCAUUGUCCAAAGGGUUUUAAACUUUCCACAAAAAAGAAAUAUUAAAUGAUCUCAGUUUCAUUAAAGGAAGUAUUGAGGACUUGAGUUAUAUAUGAACAAAAUGAAGUUGAAGUCCUUCACCCUUAGCAGUCCAGAGGGUAGUGUCCACUCACACCAGCCUGACCAAUGACUAGAGAGUGGUGUUCUGACCACUGAAAACCAUGACAACCAGACAGCUUGUUGCCUAGGUAACAGAAUGACCAACAGUGUGAUGGAUAUAUCAGAUCACACUGGUCCUGUGGUCAGCGGUGAAUUUGAGGUGGAAAGAUUGGAGGAGUCUCUGAAUAGUGAGGAAUUGUGGGAUGCUAGUCCAGACUGUGGUUGGAUUUUGCUUGAGCCGGAUAUACUGGCGUCUCUGCUGAGGAAUAACCUGGAUAAGAUUUUGCUGAUCGACAGUCGGUCGUUUUUGGAAUACAACACAUCACGCAUUCAACAAUCUGUCAAUCUCUGCUGCUCAAAACUCGUCAAAAGGCGACUUCAGCUGGACAAGGUUCACAUUGGUGACCUCGUGACCCAGACCUGCCAUAUUGACAUAGAGGAAUAUUCGGACGUGAUUGUCUACGACCAAUGUACGGAAUCUCCUGAACUUCUAACUGCGGACAACUUCCUGUCCAUUCUGCUGUGUAAACUAGUCAUGUGUACAACUUUCAACAGUGUGUCUCUCCUUAAAGGUGGCUACUUGACGUUCCAAGCUAUGCACCCUACUCUUUGUGAGAACAAGGCUAGCAACGCCUACAAGUGUACCCCCCUCACCUCUCUGUCACAGCCCUGCAUGCCGGUCGCCAACAUCGGUCCCACACGCAUACUCCCCUUCCUUUACCUCGGAUCUCACAGAGACGCCAUGUCUCAGGAAACGAUACAGAUAAAUGACAUAUCGUACAUCCUCAACGUCAGCAUCACAUGCCCCAAGUCCCCGUUUGUACAGGACGGACAUUUCCAUCGCAUUCCAGUCAACGACAACUACAGCGCUAAACUGUUGCCGUUCUUCCAUCAAGCAUUCCAGUAUAUAGACAAGGUACGGGAGGCCAAUGGUUGUGUUAUGAUCCACUGUCUGGCGGGGAUAUCUCGAUCCCCCACGCUGGCGAUCGCUUACGUCAUGAAAUACCUACAUAUGUCAUCAGAUGAUGCCUACAGGUAUGUGAAAGACAAGCGCCCCACUAUCUCCCCAAACUUUAACUUCUUGGGUCAGCUUCUGGAGUACGAAAAGUUGAUCAAACAAGAAGAAGAAGCAGUAAAACAGCAACGAGACUCAGGGGGGUCCGUCAACGAUGGAAAAUCCACACCCAUCAUCAUGGAUCUCCAGACAUGCAGUCCAUCAUCACCGAUCGCUAAAGUGACAAAACCAUUCUCCUUUGAUACGCAGUGGACUUUACGUUCCCCUGAGUGCGAUCUAAAGCGAGACACAAACGACAACCUACCAUUGUUGGCUGGUUCUGAUACGUGGGACAAUUAUACCGAAAAAUCAUUGUCUAAAAGCCAAGCAACGAGGAUGGAGACGGACUCGCCGGAGAAGAGAAAAUUCAGUGACUCGGGUAUGGGGUGUAGUAAUUUCCUCCCCUUCUCAGAUGGUACCACUGUGACACCUAGCACAGGGUUAUCCCCCUUUCCUUUUGGUGAGUCAACAAUCAGUAAUGGGCACAGGCUUGACACGCAAGAGGAAUUAAGAAUUCAAAAAGAUUGCAAGAGGAAAUCCCCCUCCCCCAAGUCUCCUGUGAGUCGAUCAUUUACCCUGUCACUUAGUCCAGUGACACUCCCCUCAGAAGGAAUCACCGCCCCCCGGGACAGGAAGCGAUCUUUUGGAUCACCCAUGACAAAACCAGCCAGCUUGAUUUCUCCGUUAUCUAGAUCUCCUGGGAAAACUUUUGUCAAACCUUUCAGUCUGCCUCUCUCCCCGGUUUUGUCCCCAGAUACACCGGAAACCAGCGAACCUGCACACACAAAUCUGCUCAUCAAGGACGCGUCCAGUUGUCGACUGGAUGGCUCAUCAGCUCAAGGAAACGAUGGGAAGAUGGCAGCUGUAUCAAAACCAUUCUCAUUACCAUUGACUUGUGUGAAUUCUCCAGAUGUCGGGGAAAGUGUUAGUAACCAACAGAAGAAAUUUAAACAGGAGAGGAACUUCUCCCUCCCCUUGUCUCAGAAGGACAGUAGUCAGUCUGAUCACAAGACUGGCAAGUCUCGUCCAUUUGUUUUACCCAUAUCACCUCUUGUUUCCUCAGAGAAAAACUUAUCUCUCAUGGAAAUCAUUUCACCUACGUCAUCAGAGGCUCCGACCCCAAUUAAAAGUCCAUCAAGGUCGUUCACAUUACCUCUGUCUACCGUCAGUCUACAAGCAAACCAGGGACACAAGCCAGCGAUGGACUUGCAUAGUCCAUGUCAUCUAAGUCGGGAUUUACCAAGUCCGUGUAAUCCAGAAGUGGUGUCACUGAAAGGGACAGAAAAUAUGUCAUCAUCAUCUUCAUCAUCAGAUUCACGAAACAGUAAAUCUCAACGGAAAUUUGAUCUCAGUUUAUCGCCUGUGUGUUAUGAAAACACUACCCCAGUGUCUCAGUCAAAGUGUUGUGAAGCAUCAGGGGCUCCCCUACCCUCAGAGUCAAUUGUUAAUUCACCCCAGACCCUUGGUCUCCCUAGCCGAACCUCUGAACUACGAUCCCCGAUAUCACAGACAAUAUAUUCUCCUUCGGCUGCCCUAGCGGAGUUACAUUUUAGUCAGUCCAUUGCUGAAAAAGCGGACAAAACCACCCCACUUCAACAAUUUCCAUCUACCUCUCUCGACAAACUCAACUUCACUCCUUGUUUUGCUACAGAAAACAAAACAAAGGAGUUGUGUUCAGUGGACGUUUCUGCAGAUUGUAAGGAAUCGAUGGAUUUGACGUCCCCCGUCUCGAGUGGUUCUACUUGCAGCUCCACCGUGACAUCGCCUCUGGGUCAUCAGGUCACACUUCGAGUGAAAGAAAAUAGGACAAAACGUUCUCUCAUACGACCAAACAGUAUUGCGUUUUCUAAAUAUCCAACCUUUGACUUGGGGUCAGACUGUCAGGAAUCGCCAAGUUCUGCGAGCAGCACGUCGCAAGACGAUUCGGCAGAUACAUACCUUCUACAAAAUGGGAAACGCUCCAAGGCAACAGAAUCGCACGUUGGACGUUACACGGAGCGUGAUGUUUACCGUCAAAUUACCGCAGCCAUGGAAAGUGCAAUGUUCAGAACGCAGGUAUAUGAGGCUAGUCGUAAGGCACGAAGCCUGGAUGAUAUGUUGACUUCUGGAGAAUCUGUUAUUGGGAAACCCUCCACCACUGCGUGUUCACCGUUUGGGAAAUUCCCUCGACGGUGUGGGAUGGGACAGGAACGGUUCAGUUCUCCAGGAAUGUAUGAAAACGUGUCGUGUCAUGCUUCACCUGACGUGUACCAGUCCAGCAGUAGCAUAUCAUCGAAUGGCAGUCACGGGUCAUUGCAUGGGAGCCUGGAGAUCAUACAGGUAUCCUAGCAACCGUGUGAUGCAUGCUGGUGCCCACUUUUCUGUUCUGACUUGUCAUUAAGUUCUCUGACUUCGGUGCUAUUUUGAUGCAAAAUGAUUUGUUUUCUUUUCUUCUUUUUCCCUUAGAAUCAUUUGAUUUUGUUUUAAUUUUUGAGUUUGCAGUACAGCAUGUUUUAAUUUAAAUGUAUUAUUUGUUGUAUGGAGAUGAUGUAUGCUUUUCACUAUGUUCUGUAAAUUAGCUGCAUCCUGUGAAAACAAUAGCUUUUCUUUCAUUUUGUUUUAAUAUUUUUGUGCUUUACAAUGUAGGUUUGACAUUGUAAUUUUGAUCUUUGCUAGUGACUGGGGUUUUGCAUUAACUGUUGUGUAAUUUUUUUUUUAAUAAUUUAUGAGAUCAUGUCAAAAGUCAUGCAUGUAGAAAUUUGUUUUCUUAAAUUGCCAAAAUUUCUUUGCAAGAUAAUUGUUUAGUGAAUAUGAAAAGUUCUAGAAAACUAUAGAAUCCUUAUUACACACGGGUAAUUGAUAUUAAUUUUACAUUAAUUUCCAAAAUUAAGAGUCGCACUUUCAUUUAUCACUAAAUUGUAUGAUUUAAGUCCUGCUAAGUAUAGUAGUCAGAAUUCUAUAUGGAAAAAUGGCUUUGCCACUUUACUUUCAAGUAUUUUCAGUGUCAAACUUAGGAAAAAAUAACACUGUCAAAUUUUUUAAACCGAUGUACGUCAUAGGUUCUGAAGUAUAUCAUUGGUCGUUUUAUGAUUUCGCCUGUCUGAUUAGCUCAUUGGAUGAAGUCAGUAAGUCCGCAAUCUUUGGAGAAUGUGUUCAAUUAAGGCCUACAGGGGGUUAAUUUUGUUCUUAUACCACUUACAAUUUUAGGCAAUUAUAUAUAUUUAUAUAUAAUUGAGACGAAUUUUUAAAUUUCCAAUUCUACAGCAUUAUUAUUCCAUAGUUUUCAUUCAGGAAUGAAAUACUGUGCGUGUACUUUCUUAAGGAGGUAUGCUACACCGGAGAAAUUUGAUGUGGAUGAAAAGUGGAGGAUAUGUACAACAAUAUUUUUAAUUGAAAACUUUCAAAUAUACUUUAUUUAGUAAUAAAAAAUUGCAGUUUUAGUGGAAAGCAAUCUGAGAAAAAUUUAAAACCCCUGCUUGACUCGAACAUACGAUCUACAGUUCAGCAGUCGACGUGCUAACCUACUGAGCUACUCUGCUAGGCAAGAAAUUUUUAAACGAAUAGACAAAUAUUGCUGAUAUUUAUAUUUUCAUCUAUGUUUUAAAAGAAAGUCAGCCAUUAUGACACUGUAGAGUACCUCCUUAACGUACAAUAUUCCUUCCUAAGAAAGAUAACUCCUACAUUAAGGAAUGACCAAUAUUAGUGUGAAUUUAAGUCUGUAAAAUUAAAGUAACUUGUAUUUUGAUUAUAUAAUUUGAACUUCUUUUUGAAAAAUACGAGAAGUAUAUUGUAAUUUCUUAGAGUCGGAACUUAGAAAAGCAGUAUUAUUUGUAGACCAACUGUAAUUUGUGAAUCAUAUUUGCUUAGUAAUAUUCAUGAUGUACACCUUAUGGGUAGACAGAGUAAGUGGUUCAUGGUAAUUACUAUAGUAAUAUUCACGAGAUAAGCGGUGCUUGCAAAUCUUAGUUAUUAGUCUCUCCUGAUUAACUGUUUGUUUAACAGUAUCACCGGGAUGAUGUUUGACUGAUCUCGCUUUUCUCUGCACUAUGCAUUCAUGUUUUUUCUUCUGCAUGAAAUUGUGGUGAAAUAGAAUCAUAUUGCUCAUCAAGUAAGGUUUUGAUGAACAAUUGUUCACCAUUGUUAGUUUCUGUAAGACAUGGGAAGGUUCAUUCCCGAGAUUUAGCGGUAGAUUUUAAAGUUACAAUUAGUAAUUCCUAUGGAAUAAAAUGUCUUCAAAAAGAGCUCUAAAUGCAUUAAUUGUUUUGAUAGGGGCUUUCUGCUUUGAUUACAGAGAUUCGUGAUACAAAUGUUUCCUGUAGCAAUGUUACAUAACUCCAGACACACUGAAGACUUGUAUUCAUUUUCCGACUCUUAACACAUCCCUAUAUUUGAUUUUCCUGAUAUUUAAAUUGAAUAUAUCUUUACUUAAAACCUUAAUCAUUUUGAGGUCAGUGUAAAGUAAUAUUUUUUGGCAUAAAGAAUUAUGAAACAUUGCUGACAGAAAAAACACGCACCUUAAUUUAAGUACUAAAUGGUUUAAAGAAUGUAGACAAUAAGAUGUAACUUUCUGUGGAUGUUGACACUGGUCAAUAAAGUUAUGUACAAAACAAUGUUAACUUUUUUUAUUCUAUGCUACAAAGGUUGGGGAGUGUCCCAAAAAGCGCCGGAAAACAUCUGAGAAAUAAUGGGUAAGGGGCAGAUAACUGUUGUCCACUAAAUGUUGUGGGGACGUGUUGGUGUUGUGAUAUAAUUUUCUAUUAUCAUGAAUAUUAUUAUUUUUAAUAUAAUUGAUAUAACAAGUACACAUACAGUGCCAUGUAACGAUAUUAUAUUCACUACGCGCUUUCCUUUUUUUUUUUUUUAUGGCAAUAGUGAUUUUCCUUUGAUGAUUUCGACAGAGGUAGAAAAUCGUGUACAUAAAAAUCUGACAUUGAAUGAAUUCAUUAAGCUUAACAGUUUUGCUGUGAAUACAGUUAAUGUAGAAGUUUUUUGUGUAUUGAGAGUUAAGGAGUUGUAGCAUUUUGGAACAAACAUACCAACCCACUGAAGAAGUCGUGCUUCAUUUGAAGUACUGAUAUAUAGUCAAGUACAUAUGUACUGUAAUUUACUACUGUUUUUCAAAGCUCUUUAAUUUCUAGCGAUAAGUUAAUGUGUUCGGCAUACUUGGUACAGUCGAAAGAAAAGCUGAUGGAUAGAGAAGCCAAUUUAGUACUAAUAGUACACUAUUACUUAACAAUCUAAAUUCUCACUUUUGUAGUGUAAAUUAACUUUCAUUUUCUUGUGUUAUUUGUUCUUCACUCUCCAUGUUAAUUUUCCUAUACUCUAGGAUGACACGGGAAUUUGAAUCCCAUAAUGCAACACUCGGAAUCAACAGAAGAACAAUCAGAUAGACCUCAGGAACUUGGCAUCGAUGUACAGACCUAACACCCCAUAUAGAGAGCUUUGUGCCUUAUGAAAUUCAAAUCCUCUGGCAUAAGUAGAUUAUUUGUGACAUUUAGUGGGGCACUACAAGGAGGAUCUCUUCAUCGGUCACUAUUCCAAAAUAGAAAUACAUGUAUUGUUACUGGGUAGCAUUUAGAAGUCAUGAAAACAUUGUAAACUUCAUGAACAAUGUUUUUCCGUUAUAUACGUACACCAAUGUGUGCUCUACAUUGUAAAUUUUGUAGUGAAUUUGAAUUCUGUGUUAGUUGUUGUAACUAGAAUGAUCUACAGAGCACGUACACAUACAAUUUCAUUGAACGCAAAUGCAUUUGGAACUUCUCGGGUUUUAUCGGCAAGCGAUUUCCGCUUCACAUGUACGAAAAGGGCCGAUAAGAUGCGAUUGAUGUUUAAAAAACAAUUCAGCACUAUUCAUGCUGCACAGUAUGCUAAUGUAUUUUCAAUGAAUCGGUGCACGUGCGACCGUCAAAAGGCGGCAAAUCUCGCUAAAAUAGGUACAGUUGUAGUAAAAUGUAUAAUGAAAGCAUUUGAAUGAAUCGUCACGGUUUAGAUUUCCACUCUCUAAACGUGGGAAUAUGUUCUCCCUAAAUUAUUCAUUGUUUUGUAUUUAUAGUUACAUGUAUAUGAUGGUUGUUAUGAAAUAUUUAGAAUUCUCAGGAAUUUUAUUUUUCAAGUUAUGACGAACCGGGAGCAGUAUAAAUUUUCUGUGUUUCCUCUUGUAUUGAAAUUUUUAAUGUACUUCACAAAGUUUUGCAUUUCAUUUCCAAAAUAUAAAUUCAAUGUAUAAGAGGCACUUCAAAUUGGCACCGUAUUUCUUUCAUAGUCAACUCUACACAUUUCACUUUAGCACCAUUUCAAAAAAACAAAAAUAAAAAAACACGAAAAACAUGUCUUACAGCGUAAAUUUACACAAUUACAUAAGAAAAAAAUGUUUGGUACCUACGUUUACAUAUAUCUGUGACGGAAAAUAUUGCGUUCACAAUUUUGAUCAAUUCUUACUAUAUAAGUAAAGUAGUCCAUAUGAGCACAAUAUCCCGCGGAAUCUUUACACAAUACUAACAAAUAGGGCAGAGUAGGUUUUUUCUCUCAGUUACAUACUUUGAUUUCGUUGCAUUUAAAAGGAAGAAUCUCUAUAGAUCGAUAUGAUACUGAAAUUGAUAAAGAAAUUAAUAUUAAUAAACGGUAUACAAAAGAAAACGACUCUAGAGCAGGGCGUGGCUACAGAAAAAAAAGUGGCACCACAUAAGAUGGUAGCUUUUCCGCCCUAUAAGGGAGGUUGUACAUGUAGAACCCAAAAUGACACCCUCUUUUUAGUUAAAAAUAUUUAACGGGGAUGGGGGUGGGUUGUUGCUACCAUCACUACGCUAGACUUUCCGCCCUUUGUGCUUUAUAUACAAUGAGGACAAUGUGAAUUUUUUUUGGUCAUUUAUGAUUAUUUCUUGAAAUGCAUUAAAGUGGACGAUAGCUCCAGGAAAUUAUAUUCAGCUACCUCUUUGUACCUCAUUCACUAGUUCAUGGUGGAAGAAAUGCACUAUUUAAAAAAUACAUAUAUAAUCAUCUUUAAUCUCGGAUAUGAUAUUUUUUUAUUUUUUUUUUAGAUUAAACGGAAAGGUUAUUUGUUCACGUUCUGAUCUUGCUCGUGGAGAGAAACUUUGGCAAACAUUCAUUUUUUAAGCAAUGCAGAUGAAUCGGACAACUAUAAUGAUGUUGUAAUAUCGUAAACUUUAGUACCAUGGUAGGAAUAUGAAAAGUGAUGUUCCUUUUUACGAGUGUUCAAUUUAACGACGUGAAAAUUGUAGUUGAUGUCAAUAUAGAUGAAUAUUUGAUAUUGUAUGAAAUGUUUUCGGUCCAAAUAUGACUGAAGUCUUCAGUAUCAGUCUCUGUAAGAAUCAUACAAAGAGUGGUUUAUUGAUGUUGAAAUAAAUUAAGAUAUUCUGGACAUUAUACAACUGAAUCUGAACAAGUACAAACAAAUAUUAUAUCAUUUUAUGUACAAAGUUACAUUUUUGCAACUAUUAAAAAAAUCCAUUUGAAAACAAAAUUUGAAACCAAUUGAAUUACCUUCUACCAUUUAAUAUGGAACAAAUUUCCAAAACCAACUGUUAUGGUAUGCUGUAUAUAUAUCUAGAUAUAAUGCAUUUCAUAAUAUACACGUAUACAAUGCUAUGGAAUAUUAAAUUCUAUGUAGAUGAGGGUGAGUCACGUGUUUAAUGACACGGCCCUAGUCUGGAGUGCUACUUGGCCGUCUAACUUUGAAUCCCGUAAGUCAAAACUAAUCAGCCUACUGUUGACAAUAUAUAGACAUUGUGAGUUUUACAUUCUUGUUAUUGAAAUAUUUUGUUUUGAGAUAUUUUUGUAGAACGUCUUGAGGAGUGUGAUAUCGUUGUCUGGUAAGAACUAUUAGAUUGUGUGUACAGAAAAUCUGUGAUUGUGUAAAUACAACUAUACUAUAAGGUGUGCGUUGAGAAUAUGGAUAAUAUUAUUUUCACAAGUAAUAUACACCCUGUAUAUAGAUAGAUUUAUUUACGUGGACCUCAUCCAACGUCAUCGAGUUCCCGGUUUUCUUUUUAUUAUCUUGGUUGUGUAACAGAAAUCUACCGGCACUGAAUGAUGAAAACCCUGUAUUUUUAAGUUUUAUAGCCUCCCUACACCUGUGUAGUAAAUCAGGUUUGUUGGGAAAUACAUGUUAUAGUAUAUUUCUUAAUUUAUUAAAAAAAAAUAUAUAGAGUUAAUUAUUUACAUUUUUAUACUAUAUUAAUUUUGUCAUUGUGUGUGCAAGUCUUGUAAUUAGAAAAAUGAAUCUGAUGUUAUACUUUUGUCAUCACUACAUGCACAGUUUACAAACCAAGCUAAUCCUAUACGUCUUGUGUAACAUUCAUUCAUAGAUGUGGAAAACGUACGCACAGUCCAAUCGUAACUACUCGGCUAUUUCCGUAACCAAUUACGGAAAAUGACGAGCGUGAUCCGAUUGGAGUUGUAUCAUCAAUCACGAACAGAAAAGCAUCCACAUUCUUUAGUGUAGAAUGCCAUUUCUUUUGACGUAUUAUUAUGCAUAAUAAACACUCAUUCAGAAACCUUUAUGCAUUUGACGUAAGAUGACGAAAAUUUAAAAAAUUGUGAAAUUUAGGCAGCUUUGUAUUUCUUACUUUAAAAACCAUCAUAAAUUUCAUUUUUGUCAAACACAUGUAUACAUUUGUAUGUGAUUUUUCAAAAGAGAAGGAAAAUUUUCAUUUUUCUUUUCACAAUGUGAUUGUAAUGAAUGAUAUCGGUGCAAUAUUUGUUUAGUUUUGACCACGUCCUUGUCCGUGAUGUGUUGUUAGUGGAAGUCGAGAUGUAGAAGGCAGUACUACAUUUCAGGAACUAGUAGGUGUAGUAUUUCACGCUCUGUACUCCGAUAUCCACGGAGGAAGGAGAACCCAGACUGUGUUAUUGACUGUGAUUUGUUGUAACCCUAGCAUUAUGAUAUUUACGGUGGUCUAAAACCAGAGAGGGACCGUCCCUUGAGAGACGAACGCCAUGACAUUUUAUCAGUCCUUCACCUCGUCUCUGUGAAUUAGUGAGCUAUUUUUUUUUUCUAUUUUUUUUUUCUAUAGUACGUUUUCUAUAGUAAGUUGUAAUGUACCUAUAUUAAAUUGUUGUUUUACACCUCCAGA